Messenger RNA from Acanthopagrus latus (yellowfin seabream), 2252 nucleotides. RefSeq names its product DC-STAMP domain containing 1 (gene dcst1). Bases 121 to 2037 code for a protein of 638 amino acids. Gene Ontology annotation, cellular component: membrane. The record is from RefSeq and is a predicted model, not a curated record. The transcript has 16 exons. Lineage: Eukaryota; Metazoa; Chordata; Actinopteri; Spariformes; Sparidae.
CAACGUCUCCUGGAGACCAAAGAAGCCUGAUGUCACUCUGAAAGUUCCAGAAGCUCCAACUGACCAACUGACCAACAGGACUCAGUUUGACAGCCUGUUCAGAGACACUGAAGACGGAUCAUGACCCACCAGAAUUCACCUUCAGCUCCUCACAGCACUGUGGAGAGGAUCUCUUUAACCUACCUGCCUCCUGCUGUCUAUGGAUUUUUCUUCAGCCAAUCCGAAGAGCUCCAGGUGGCUCACCUGGUUCUCAGGGCGCUGUUUGGAGCAGUGAGCGGUGCAGUUCUCUUCCUGGGCGUCUCCCGCAGCCUCCCGCUGACCUUUGACCUGCAGCCGGCAGCAGCAGCUCUGUUUGUCGCUGUGUUCGCAGUGGGCGGAGCCUUCUCAGCUUCCUCCAGAUGUUCGGUCCUUCUGAUGUUUCCCAGCAUGCUCGGCUCUCGCGGACGUGCCUACCUGAUGCUGUUCAUACUGUCUGUGCUGUGCAGAGGACCACUUUCUAACAUCCAGCGUAACGUGGAGACGGCCGCUCUGUCUCUGAGCUGCAACCUGGAUCUGCAGGUUCAUCACAGCAGGAUGCUGUGGAGGGAGGCCGUCAGACCGGCCGUCGUCAUCACACAGCAGCUGAUGGAUGAUGAAGCAGAGUUUCAGUCGGAGGCUCUGAGCGUCAGCAGGACGUUUCAGACCAUCAGAGACGAGGUGGUCCUUCAGUACGGGUACGACCGCUUCAGACCCAAACAUGGCGCCGCUGCUAACAACACACAGGAGCAGUUCACCACCCAGACCAUGAUGCAGUGCGACAGUGUGGUGGAUGAAGGUGUGCAGAGAUGUGCUGAUUGGUUCAGGCUCAGGUGGGUGAAGUGUAUGGAGGCGAUCCCCGUCCCCGUCAUCAACCACAUCCUCUGCGUCUCCAUGAAGUUCCACUUCCUGUGUGAUGUCAUGAGAGUGAUGACUCCGUGGUGCAGAGAGCAGAUCCCUGUCGAGGGGAACUUCGGUCAGCUGUUCGAUCAGCUGAACCUGUCGGUGGACCAGCUGUCCAGAGAGUUCAGCACGCAGCUCAUCCUGGAGGAGCAGCAGCAGCAGGCGGUGUUGGGUGGAGCUCUGCUGGAUGGCGAGUUCACUCAGGCUGUUCGAGAUUCCUUCAGCAAAGUGACGGCGACCAUGAAACAGCUGCUGGACGUCCUGCAGCUGCUGCUCUCCUUCACAUUCAUCACCAUCUUCACCCAGGCGUUUGGGUACCUCAGACAGUACAGGAGGGACGUUCGAUUUGACAACAUCUACAUCACCACCUACUUCAGGCAGAUCGACGCCCGCAGGAGGCGAGCGGGGAAGCUGUGUCUGCUGCCGCUGAAACAACCAGAGAAGAAGAAGCUGAUCGAUCCCUGGAGUCCAGCAGUCCAUCUGGACGAGCUCCAGCAGGUGACCUCAGGUGUGUUCCAGCUGCUGUCUGUCUCUCUGCUGUCUGCCGUCCUGCUGACUGUCGACUUCUCUCUGUUCCAUGUGUUGGACAUCGUCAGCAGACACACCUUCACCCAGUUCAACCUGACCAGUAGUCACCAGGUGGACAUCAGAGUGGGUGGAGCCUCCAUGAUGGCCCGCCUCCUGAGGAAGACAGUUUCAGCCUUCAACAGCUCGUCCAGCCUCGACAUCCACACUGACAACCAGGUGUGUGUGUCUCCCCCCUCCUCCCUCUCUGCAGGUGUGUAUGUGAGCUGUGUGUGUGGCGUCCUGUUGGUGGCGCUCUUCAGCUGCCUGCAGGUUUACACCAACCGCCUCCGCCGAGUCAUCGCCGCCUUCUACCACCCACAGCGGGAGAAGAAGCGAGUCUUGUUUCUCUACAACCUUCAGCUCCAGAGACGGAUUUCCUCGGCUGACAGGAAACGCAUCAUCAUGCGGGGACGGAGAAGCAGAGCGGUGUUGGAGUGUUUGAGCAGGUGUGGGCGUCGCCUUUGUCGUCUUCAGCAACAGGAAGUGUGGAACUUCAAAGAGAUGUCCCCAGUUAGACCAGGACAGGAAGUUCCAGCUGCGUCUCACAGAUGAGUAGAAGAAGAAAAAGACGAAGACGCUGAGAUAAAGCUGCCGCCAUGUUUCAGCUCGUGAAGGUGAUGAGAUCAGUCAGACCAGGUGUGUUCGCUCAGGUGAGACAGCUGCUGCCUGUCAUGUCGCUUCAUCGUCAUCUGUUCAACUCAAAGGCCGAACUGCACGAGUCGUCUUCUCAUCCUGUUUAUUAGUUAAUAAAUCACAAACAAUUUUUA